Molecule: messenger RNA, 1861 nt
Organism: Scatophagus argus
Lineage: Eukaryota; Metazoa; Chordata; Actinopteri; Scatophagidae
Gene: gtpbp6
Product: GTP binding protein 6 (putative)
Exons: 10
Coding region: 192-1793 (533 amino acids)
Cellular component (GO): cytoplasm
Molecular function (GO): ribosome binding; GTP binding
Source: RefSeq, a predicted model, not a curated record
AAGCCGCAGCAGCAGAAGAAGAAGAAGAAGAAGAAGAAGAAGAAGCCGCAGCAGGAGGAAAAGAAGAAGAAGAAAAAGAAGAAAGUUUGACCUGUGGGACUUGUAGCAUGCAGUAGACCAGCGUAAAUUCGUUUGGUGUGAGCUCCAACUGCUGUCCCGAUGACUCCGCCAGGAAAGCUUCCGGUGUCAACAUGGCAACACUGAGGAGGCUCCAUGCGAGGUUAGCGCUGCUGCAGGGACCCCGUACCCCGAGCUGUCACAGAGCAGCACCGACGAGCUGCUCACCCCGCCACACACCUCAGCGCGUAGCCGCCCUGAGACGCGCGUCUCCCCUGCAGUUUAGGACGUUUGCGCUCUCUGCAUGGAGGGUGAGGAACACAGAUGAGUUCAGCAGCGGUCGCCACACAGGAUUUACCGAGGAGGAGGAGGAGGAGAAAGAUAAGGAUGAGGAUGAUUUCAUUGAUGACAGCGAAGCGGAGGAGCUGUUUCGACAGCAGGUUCCCACAGGCAUCGGAGAGGGUCAGCACAGGGUGUUCAUCGUUCACCCAGACGUAAAGUGGGGAAGCAGGAAGCAGUACCUGACCACAGCUGAGCUGAUGAUGGCCGAGGCUGUGGGACUUGUGAACACACUGGAGAACUGGAGAGUGGUGGACAAGAUCAUCCUCUCCACCAAAACACCAGAGAAGAAGAGGAUAUUUGGCAAAGGGAACUUCCAGUUUCUUACAGAAAAAAUCAGACAAACACCAGGAAUCACCGCUGUGUUUGUGAAUGUUGAGCGUCUCUCUCCCUUGUCUGAGAGAGAGCUGGAAGAAGCCUGGGGGGUUAAAGUCUUUGAUAGAUACUCAGUGGUCCUUCACAUCUUCCGCUGCAACGCCAGGACGAAAGAGGCCAAGUUACAGAUUUCUCUGGCAGAGAUUCCCUUGUUAAGAUCUCGUCUGAAAAAUGAAAUCACAGACUUGGACCAGCAGGGGGGAAGAACGAGAUAUAUUGGAGGUUCAGGUGAAACCCUGCUGGAGGUCCAGCAGAGACUGUUAAAGGAGCGGGAGAUGAAGAUUCGCUCAGCGCUGGAAAAACUGCGGAAAAAGAGGCACCUACUGCGAUCUCGGCGUAAACACAAGGAAUUCCCCAUCGUCUCUGUGUUGGGAUAUACGAACUGUGGAAAAACAACUUUGAUCAAAGCACUGACUGGUGAUGAUGGACUUCAGCCCAGAAACCAGCUUUUUGCCACCCUGGAUGUCACAGUUCACGCCGGCCAGUUGCCCAGUCACAUGACAGUUCUGUAUGUGGACACUAUUGGCUUCCUGUCCCAACUGCCCCACCAGCUCAUUGACUCCUUUUCUGCCACUCUGGAAGAUAUUAAACACUCAGAUGUGUUAGUUCAUGUGAGAGACGUCAGUCAUCCAGAGACGGUGAAUCAAAAGGUGAACGUUCUGAACGUCCUCAAGAACCUGCAGAUCCCUGACAGACUGAUGAGCUCCAUGAUAGAAGUCCACAAUAAAAUUGACCUUAUUGACGAUUAUCAGUUUACAGAGCCACAGGUGCUGCCCAUAUCUGCCCUGGAACGACGAGGUCUGGAUGAACUGAAGAAAGCCCUGGAAAAAGAGAUUGUGAACUCUACAGGAAAACACAUUUUAGAUCUCAAAGUGGACCUCAGCACUCCUCAGUUAAGUUGGCUGUACAAGGAAGCCACCGUUCAGGAUGUGCAGGUGAAUGCAGAUGAAGGCUCAGCUGUGGUCAUGGUCAUCAUCAGCAGCGCUGCUUAUGGACGCUACAAGAAACUCUUUGCAAAGUAGGGAGGAGAGCUAUCCCUCCUGCUCCAGGACAGCAGCUCCAAAGAAAUUACUGGUCCAUGCAAUGUAUA